Molecule: messenger RNA, 1191 nt
Organism: Seriola dumerili (greater amberjack)
Lineage: Eukaryota; Metazoa; Chordata; Actinopteri; Carangiformes; Carangidae
Exons: 6
Molecular function (GO): ubiquitin-protein transferase activity
Source: RefSeq, a predicted model, not a curated record
AAAAAAAAAAAUUUGCAGAUAAAUAUUGGGUUGAUGGCUUUACAAUUAAAACCAAUACGUGGAAAAACCCUUCCACUGAACACAGACCCUGACACGAAUGCCGAAACUCUCCAUCAACUUGCUGAGAAGAAGAUGAGGGACUUUAAUAAGGAUCUAAAAGACGAAGGACCCUUCAUCCCCCUGUACCCUGCUGCCUCUGAAAUAAUCAAUGUCCCUGGGACAGACAAUCCUUUUGUGCUUAAGGAAUACAAGGCAGAAGUAGGGAAACCAUAUCAGAGGAUCACAUUUUUUCUCUGCACAAAAAAACUGAGUUUGAUCUUGCUGACACACUGUUGAGUGUGAUGUUAUGUUAACACAUUUGAGAGUAUUAAGCAAUUGUUAACUUAUAGCAACAAUACAGUCUGUUUUAAUGUAAAUGGUUAUUUUGUGAUUUUACUGCAGCCAUUUGAACCUCAGCAUGAGAGCAGCCCCAUAACGCAAACAGAGACACUAAAUGUAUUGGCUCAAGAAAUCAUUGCAGAUUUGACACUUGCUCUUGAACACAAAAAAGUCAGCAGGUUCAAUGUAGCUAGGUCAAACAUAUGGGACGAAGCUGUCAGAGGAUUUAAGCGUGGCUCUUACUCUGAAAACAAUGACAUGCUUGUGAAGUUCACCGACGAUGCUGGCUCUUUUGAAGAGGGUUUGGAUACAGGUGGCCCAAGGUGUGAAUUCCUCACCCUUCUAAUGAGUCAUCUCAAAGAUCGCCCCAUUUUUGAUGGACCUUCAGAAAGCUGCUACCUUGUGUAUAAUUCCAAUGCUGCCAGGGAAGAUGAGUAUUUCUUGGCAGGGAAGAUGAUUGCAGUGAGUAUAAAACAUGGAGGACCAGCCCCACAUUUCCUCGACAAGAACCUGGUGAACCACAUUUUAGGCCAGCCUGGCUUCAAAGCCACUGUAGCAGAUGUAGCAGAUGAGGAGAUAGGAAAGGUUCUGCGUAAGAGCAUCUCGCAUGUGAUUGAGGUAAAUGAGGAGCUGGUGAGUGUUGUAGGGCCCAAGGUUGGCAUGAUGGUGGACAACCCCAUGAUUGCUGAUGGCAGCACACAAUGUGACAUUGCCACCACGCUGCCCAGGGAUACCAACAAUGGCCCGUUGGCCAAUCACGCUACGGCCUCUCCUUCUCCUUUUGGUGAGAUUAAACCCUGCUUCAUCAUGUAG